CCAUAUUUGUUUUAUAAAUAUUAGUUAUAAGGAAUUUAUUGUAACACUAGAAAAUAUUAUAUUAAUAUUUAGAAAGUAACCAUUAAUACUGUAAAUUUCAUGUUAAUUAUAUCCUUAAUUGUUAAUGACAUUAUUCCUAAUAAAAAGGGAUCUGACUACUGAUUCAGUGGUCAGUGUUCAAUCAAUGAAUGUUACAUUAUAAAUGUUAUUAUUUUGACUCUUCCUGACAACACUUAUCCGCGUGAUCGAACUUGGACUUGAACACUCAGUACAUCACAUAGAAAUUGGCAUCUCUGGAAAAUUUGGUUCAAUGGGACACCACUACAAAAUCGUAACAAAGAAUUGGCAAGACAACCUAAAAUCGGCGUUUUGGGAUCAAUAAUUGAAAAAUAUGAAAUAUUUAUUUUUCGCGGCUUUUUUCUGAACUGGAGUUCAUUAUUAUAUUCGAUAUGUACUCACGUUCGCGUCUAUAUUUGGAGUAUUUCCAGUUAGUGGUAUUUAUAAAAAAGACGUUUAUAAACUUUCAUUCAAAUGGUUUUCCCCUGUUGCUAUUUAUUCGAUGUUUCUUUUUUGCGGAUUUGCAUCUAUAGAGAUAUUUUCUUUGGAUUAUACCAUAAGGAAUUUAAAUCAAGAUAAUUUAACCGCUAAAGGGGGAAUAAAAAAAGCUACGUCAGGAAGUAUAUUUUAUGGAAAUGCCUGUUGUGCACUUUGGAUGUUUAUAAAAUUGGCAAAAAAAUGGCCAAAGAUAAUGAGUGAUUGGCGUUCUGUAGAAAUUUCUAUGAAAAGAUAUGGUGCUCCCAUGCUUGGGUGGAAAUCAACAACUUUAGCUAUGAUUUUGCUUAUACUUGCAUUUACUGAACAUGGUUUACAUAAUUGGUUAAAUACGAGGCCUGGUGGAAAAGAUGACAUAGCUGCUAUGUCGCUGUUAGAUAAUGAUGUUAAUACCAGCUUUGUAUUAAUUGAUCAAUCGGUAACAUUUAAAGGGUAUCUAGAACGAUUUUCUUUGAAAACACAUUGGUAUCUUUAUGAUGACUAUACUAGUUACAAUACUGUAAAAGGAUUUUUAGUCAUGUGGUUAAGUAUAUCAGCCACGUUUCUUUGGAAUUUCACAGAUUUAUUUAUUAUGUUAGUCAGUUCAGCUCUAGCGGCUCAGUUUAAAAAGUUAACUACGGCGUUGCAUAGUGUUAGAGGUCAAAUACUAACAAUGUCACAAUGGAGAGAAUAUCGCGAAACUUAUACAUCUUUAACUCAUUUAGUAAAAAAAAUGGAUGAUCAUAUCAAUGUUAUAGUAGCUUUGUCAAUUGGCAGUAACAUAUAUUUCAUUUGUACUCAACUUAUUACUGAAAUUGAUUCAAUGAAGCAUAGUUAUUUUAGAACUCUUUUCUAUAUGUACUCAUUUUCAUUUUUGGUAUUUCGUACAACAGUGGUAGUUAUGCAAGCGUCAGCUAUAAAUGAUGAAAGUAAAAAAAUUAUUCCAGAAAUUUUUCUAUGUCCAACAUACAGCUACAGCAUUGAAACUCAAAGAUUUUUGCAAGAAGUUACUUCAGAUUAUGUAGCAUUAACUGGAUUAAAAAUGUUUUCGAUAACUAGGAAUUUGCUAUUGGGUGUUAUAGGAGCAAUUUUAACCUAUGAAAUUGUUCUUAUUCAACUUCAAAAUACAAAGUAAUAAUUAUAAAUACUGUUUAUAAAUACAUGUAUUUUAUAUACCUUUACACUUAUA
Molecule: messenger RNA, 1720 nt
Organism: Daktulosphaira vitifoliae (grape phylloxera)
Lineage: Eukaryota; Metazoa; Arthropoda; Insecta; Hemiptera; Phylloxeridae
Product: gustatory receptor for sugar taste 64f-like
Exons: 9
Coding region: 560-1666 (368 amino acids)
Biological process (GO): sensory perception of chemical stimulus; detection of chemical stimulus involved in sensory perception of taste
Cellular component (GO): membrane
Molecular function (GO): taste receptor activity
Source: RefSeq, a predicted model, not a curated record